Molecule: messenger RNA, 1422 nt
Organism: Lycium barbarum (goji berry)
Lineage: Eukaryota; Viridiplantae; Streptophyta; Magnoliopsida; Solanales; Solanaceae
Exons: 3
Coding region: 1-1422 (473 amino acids)
Source: RefSeq, a predicted model, not a curated record
AUGGGCUGUUUUUCAGAAGGUGAUAAAAAUACAAGAUUCUGCCAUAGUCUGGUAAAAGGAAGAAGGAAAAGAAUCCAGAUCAAGAGGAUUCAAGAUGCUGAUGGAAAUUGGUUAGAGGAUGCUGAUAGAGUUGCUGGGGAAGCUGUUAACUUUUUUCAUAAGCAAUUUACUCAUGAGGAGGUUAGUGAAGAUUCUCCAAUUCUUAAUCAUAUUCCUGAACUGAUUAGAGAGGAGGAUAAUAUGCUACUUGCUGAACAACCUACUUUGGAGAAAGUACAGAAGGCAGUGUUUGAAUUAAAUGGAGAUAGUACUUGUGGCCCUGAUGGAUUUUAUGGGAUAUUUUAUCAGAAGUGUUGGGAGGUGAUCAUGGAUGAUGUAUUUAGUUUUGUUAAAGCUUUCUUUGAUGGUCAGACUCUUCCCAAUUCAAUCACUCACACUAAUCUAGUAUUGCUGCUAAAAAAGAAUGUUGUUGAGUCUUUCUCUGAUAUGAGACCCAUAAGUCUUAGCAACUUUAUUAAUAAGGUCAUAUCUAGAGUAGUUCAUGGUAGAUUGGACAAAUUACUUACAAGGGUGAUAUCUCCAAAUCAAUCAAGUUUUGUCAAGGACAUGAAUAUAAUUGAGAAUGCACAUGGUUUCAUUCACUCCACAAGGGGUGUCAAUCAGGGUGAUCCACUCUCUCCUGCUCUUUUCGUCAUAGCUGCAGAAGUUCUUUCAAGAGCCUUAAACUCUUUAUUUGAUCAACAUGAUGAUACAAUCAUCUUUUCUGCUGCAGACAACUACUCUUUACAGAUGAUCAUGGAUACUCUUGAAGAAUGUGAGAAGAUAUCUGGACAGCUGAUAAACAAGAGGAAAAGUUCUUUUUAUAUGUUCAGCAAAGUUUCAAAUGAGUUGAGUCAGCAGGUUGCAGCAGUAACAGGAUUUGUGAGAGGGAAAUUUCCUUUUACAUAUCUUGGAGUACCAGUUACUCAUGCCAGGAAAAGGAAAGUGGACUAUACUAAGUUUUUGAAGAAAGUCAAAGACAAGUUGCAAACUUGGAAAGGAAAGUUACUGUCUUAUGGUGGAAAAGCAGUGUUGAUUACAAGUGUUCUUCAAAGUAUUCCAAUUCAUGUUCUAUUUGUUAUAAGGCCUCCUAAAUGUGUUAUUAAAGAACUACACAAGAUCUUGCAAGGUUCUUUUGGAAUAAUAAGGAGGAAGGAAGAUGCAGACACGGGUCAUCUUGGCUUAACAUGUGCUUUCCUAAACAUGAAGGAGGAUUGGGAUUCAGGUCUAUUUAUGACAUGUCCAAAGCCUUAUGUGCUAAAAUUUGGUGGUAGGUUAGAACCACUAGUUCACUUUGGGCUAAUUUUAUGUGGAAAAAAUACUGUAAAAAGCAAAUUCCUCAAGUGGUUCAAUGGAAGGGAGGUUCACAAGUGUGGAAAAUGA